GUAUUCUUUCUUCCCCUGAGUAACACCAUUCUCAGCUGCUUCAAAGAUAACUCGGUCUUUGCGUGGGACUUUGAUACUCUUCGUUGCAAGUAUCAGCUACCAUCGCCCAUCGAAGGUUCUUCAUUGCACUACAAGGUCUUUGCCGUGACCCGAGAUGGCCGCGUCCUGGCAGCGGGAGGCAAAUCAAAUCACCUCCACCUGUGGUGCUUGGAGUCUAAGCAGCUGCUACGAAUUAUCCAGAUGCCAACCCAAGUGCGAGCCAUCCGCCAGCUGGAGUUUCUUUCUGACAGUUUUGAUGGGGGCUCUAAUCAGGUCCUUGGAGUGCUGAGCCAAGAUAAUAUCAUGAGAUUGAUCAACAUCAGUACUUGCAAACUGCUGUUUGACCUUGGCAGUCACGAAGAGGGAAUCAGCGUUGCUGCAGUGAGCCCUUCUGGGAGAUACAUUGCAGCCGUGAUGGAGAACGGCAGCCUUAGCAUAUACAGUGUCCAAGCUCUGACCCAAGAGGUCAACAAGCCUCCCCCACCUCUGUUUAAAGUGAUCGAGGAAGCUAAAAACAAGUUGGAUGCCAGCAAACUUACUGUGAGAGUCACAUCCAGAACCUCAGAGAGGCCGUGGAAAGCCAAAAAAGGCAAAAUCCAGUCCAAGGUGUUGAAGCCUCCGCUUGACAUGUCGUAUGAGGACAAGGAG
Protobothrops mucrosquamatus (brown spotted pit viper) is the source of this 687-nucleotide messenger RNA. RefSeq names its product TBC1 domain family member 31-like. Gene Ontology annotation, cellular component: centrosome. The record is from RefSeq and is a predicted model, not a curated record. NCBI's taxonomy places the organism in Eukaryota, Metazoa, Chordata, Lepidosauria, Squamata, Viperidae. The transcript is spliced from 4 exons. Gene Ontology annotation, molecular function: protein binding. The annotation marks the transcript as partial.